Penicillium malachiteum is the source of this 4182-nucleotide messenger RNA. It is a transcript of the gene ubaA, whose product is annotated as E1 ubiquitin-activating protein ubaA. The record is from RefSeq and is a predicted model, not a curated record. Gene Ontology annotation, biological process: protein modification process. Lineage: Eukaryota; Fungi; Ascomycota; Eurotiomycetes; Eurotiales; Aspergillaceae. Gene Ontology annotation, molecular function: ubiquitin-like modifier activating enzyme activity; glutathione transferase activity. Gene Ontology annotation, cellular component: cytoplasm. Bases 1 to 4182 code for a protein of 1393 amino acids. The transcript is spliced from 12 exons.
AUGGUCCCGCUUCCGGCUAAGCCGGAGAAGCGCAGUGCGCCUGAAGACGAGAUCGCCGCUCGGCCCCAGAAAAAGACCAUGACGGACAUCGCGAUGCAUGUGGACAACCCACAGGAGACUGUGGAGUUGAUUAAGCAGGGGGAAAUCGAUGAGUCCCUAUACAGUCGCCAACUGUAUGUACUGGGCCAUGAAGCCAUGAAGCGCAUGGGCUCUUCGAACGUACUGGUUGUUGGUCUCAAGGGUCUUGGUGUGGAAGUCGCCAAGAACAUUGCUCUUGCCGGUGUCAAGUCCCUCACCCUCUACGACCCCGCUCCUGUCGCCAUCUCAGAUCUGUCCUCCCAAUUUUUCCUCCAGCCACAAGAUGUCGGCAAGCCCCGCGCUGAAGUCACCGCUCCUCGUGUUUCCGAGCUCAACUCUUAUGUCCCAGUCACCAUCCACGAGGGCGCGAAUCUUGUGGACGAUCUGGAGCAGCUGAAGCGGUACCAGGCUGUCGUGCUCACACUUACACCCUUGAAGGAGCAGUUGGUCAUUGCGGACUUUUGCCACAAGAAUGGAAUUUACCUGACAAUUGCGGAUACAUUUGGUCUCUUUGGUUACAUCUUCAACGACUUCGGAAAGAACUUCACUGUCGGCGAUCCUACUGGCGAGGAGCCUGUCAGCGGAAUUGUUGCCGAUAUUGCCCAGGAUGGUCUGGUUUCUGCCUUGGAUGAGACACGGCAUGGACUCGAGGAUGGCGAUUUUGUGACUUUCUCUGAGGUCAAGGGAAUGGAAGGACUAAAUGAGAGCGCACCCCGCAAGGUUACCGUUAAGGGUCCAUACACUUUUACCAUUGGUGAUGUGUCUGACCUUGGCUCCUACGAAGGCGGUGGUAUCUUCGCUCAGGUCAAGAUGCCAAAGUUUAUUGAUUUCCAGCCCUUGUCGGAGCAGAUAAAGAACCCCGAGUUCUUGGUCUCGGAUUUCGCCAAGUUCGACCGCCCGGCGCAGUUGCACAUUGGUAUCCAGGCCCUUCACAAGUAUGCAGAGAGCCAUGACGGCCAGUUUCCUCGUCCACACAAUGACAGCGACGCUCAGGAGAUCAUCAAGCUUGCUACUGAGCUUGCGGGUGCCGGUGAGGAGAAGGUAGAGCUGGAUGAGAAGGUGAUCAAGGAAUUGAGUUACCAAGCCCGUGGUGAUCUUAACGCAUUGGCUGCUUUCUUUGGAGGUAUCGCUGCUCAGGAAGUCCUCAAGGCUGUGUCUGGAAAGUUCAGCCCUGUACACCAGUGGAUGUACUUUGACUCUCUUGAGUCUCUCCCAUCCUCAACUACUCGAUCCGAGGAGAGCUGCAAGCCUCUUGGCUCUCGCUAUGAUGGACAAAUUGCAGUCUUUGGUAAGGAGUACCAGGAGAAACUUUCCAACGUUCGUCAAUUCUUGGUCGGUGCUGGAGCCAUUGGUUGUGAGACUUUGAAGAAUUGGGCUAUGAUGGGUCUGGGUACUGGCCCCAAGGGCAAGAUCUAUGUCACCGAUAUGGACCAGAUCGAGAAGAGCAACUUGAACCGUCAAUUCCUCUUCCGCCCCAAGGAUGUGGGCCGCCUCAAGAGUGACUGCGCCUCUGCUGCUGUGCAAGUGAUGAACCCCGACUUGAACGACAAGAUUGUAACUCUGCGCGAUCGUGUUGGCCAGGACACAGAACACAUCUUCAAUGAAGAUUUCUGGAAUGGCCUGGAUGGCGUUACCAAUGCCUUGGACAACGUUGACGCCCGCACAUAUGUUGACCGUCGCUGCGUCUUCUUCCGCAAGCCUCUUUUGGAGAGUGGUACCCUUGGCACCAAGGGAAACACGCAGGUCAUCCUACCCUUCAUCACCGAGUCUUACUCCAGCUCCCAGGAUCCUCCUGAGAAAUCCUUCCCUAUACCUAUUACGUUGGACCCCCCUGAGGCUGUCAACAUGUAUCUUUCCCAGCCUGAUUACAUUGAGCAGACUCUCAAGCAGGCUGGCAGUGAGAAGCAGACAUUGGAACACCUGCGUGAUUUCUUGGUUACCGAGAAGCCUUUGACUUUUGAUGACUGCAUUGUCUGGGCCCGCCAACAAUUCGAGGCUCAGUACAACAAUGCUAUUCAACAACUGCUCUACAACUUCCCCAGGGACUCUAAGACAUCCUCAGGCCAGGCGUUCUGGUCUGGUCCUAAGCGUGCUCCAACUCCCUUGAAGUUUGAUAGCUCCAACCCCACUCAUCUCGGAUUCGUCAUUGCCGGCGCCAAUUUGCAUGCCUUUAACUAUGGCAUCAAGAACCCUGAAUCGGAUAAGAGCUACUACCGAAAGAUUGUGGAUGACAUGAUUAUUCCCGAGUUUACACCCAGCUCCAGCGUGAAGAUUCAGGCUAAUGACAAUGAGCCCGACCCCAAUGUUCAAUCAGCUGAUUCUGCCAGUGAUGGCGAAAUUAUUCAACGUCUGGUAGACGCCCUGCCAUCACCCAAGUCUCUUGCCGGCUUCCGCUUGCAGCCUGUGGAAUUUGAGAAGGAUGAUGACACCAACCACCACAUCGACUUCAUCACGGCGGCCAGUAACCUGCGUGCCGAUAACUAUGAAAUCCCUCAAGCGGAUCGGCACAAGACUAAGUUCAUUGCUGGAAAGAUUAUUCCUGCUAUUGCCACCGCUACAGCUCUGGUCACCGGUCUCGUGGCCUUGGAGCUGUUCAAGGUUGUCGAUGGCAAGGACGAUAUUGAGCAGUACAAGAACGGUUUUAUCAACCUUGCUCUUCCAUUCUUUGGUUUCAGUGAGCCGAUCGCCAGCCCCAAGGGCAAGUAUCAAGGCAAGGAGGCUGAGGUCACUAUUGAUAGACUGUGGGAUCGAUUUGAGGUGGACGACAUCCCUCUCCAGGAGUUCUUGGACUAUUUUGCCAAUAAGGGCCUGGAUAUCACUAUGGUUAGCUCUGGCGUGAGCUUGCUGUAUGCCAGCUUCUACCCUCCUUCGAAGGUCAAGGACCGCCUUCCACUAACAAUGAGUAAGCUUGUGGAGCAUGUUAGUAAGAAGCCUGUGCCAGAGCACCAGAAGAACAUUAUCUUCGAGGUGACCGCGGAGGACCAGACCGAAGAGGAUGUGGAGAUUCCCUACGUGAUGUUCGCCGAUGCUCUUGAAGCUCUUCCGCUCACCAGCGUUGCAACAUUUCUCACGACCUUCAAUUCUUCGCGCGGGACUGGAAACUCCGGCAAAAUCACUGACUGGGUGAACCCCAAUGACAAGUCAGGCGAGUUCAAGCGACAGCAAUCUGUCUUCCGCAGCUUUAUCUCUCGCGAAGCUGGCGCAGAGUUCCCACCCGAGAAGGGCCGUUAUCAUCUUUAUGUCUCUUAUGCCUGCCCGUGGGCUCACCGAACACUCAUCACCCGGAAGCUCAAGGGCUUAGAGGAUAUCAUCUCCUUUUCGUCGGUGCACUGGCACCUAGCUGAAAAGGGAUGGCGUUUCGCUACUCCAGAUGAGAAUAUCCCAGGAGAAAACACUAUUCCAGAUCCCUUGCACCCGGAGUUCACUCAUCUACGUGAAAUCUACUUCUCAAAUGACCCGAAUUACGGCGGCAGAUUUACUGUCCCUGUUCUAUUCGAUAAGAAGACCAAGCAAAUCGUCAGCAACGAGAGCGCCGAAAUCAUCCGCAUGCUGUACUAUGAGUUCGACGGCCUUGUCGAAGAGAAGUACAAGGCUCUUGAUCUUUUCCCUGCUCACCUCCGCCAGGAGAUUGAUGCAAGCAAUGAAUGGAUCUACAACGACGUCAACAACGGCGUCUACAAAUCCGGCUUUGCAACCACACAAGAGGCCUACGAAAACGCCGUCACAACUCUCUUUUCCUCUCUCGAUAAGAUCGAGGCUCAUCUUGCUAAGCAAGCCUCUAUUUCACCCUACUUCUUCGGUAAUACUGUCACCGAAGCCGAUAUCAGACUCUUCACUACCAUUAUUCGCUUUGAUCCUGUUUACGUCCAACAUUUCAAGUGUAAUAUCCGUGAUAUUCGCUCUGGAUACCCUGCUAUUCACCGCUGGGUGCGUGAUCUUUACUGGGAUGUCCCUGCCUUCGGCGAGACAACCGAGUUCGAGCAUAUCAAGAAACAUUAUACCAAGUCGCAUAAGCAGAUUAAUCAGUUUGCUAUUACUCCUGUUGGGCCGGUUCCGGAUGUUUUGCCCAAGGAUCAGGAAGUCAACGCUGUUAAGGGAGCUUAA